AUGCCGCCCAGCCGCGGGCCCCCUGGAGCCCGCCCGCCGCUCCCACCCGGCCUCGGGAAAGCCUGGGGUCUGGGUCCUAACGGUGGAAUUCCUGCCGCCUCUGCUCCCCUGCACCGAGCCUGCGCCCCCGGGGGUGUGUCUCCUUGGCAACUGCGCUCUCGGCCCGGUUUCCCGGGCCGGUACCGACUCGAUUCCGAACGCUUCCUCCUAGGCAUUGAGCUGGUGCCGGAGGGCGCGCGGGAGUGUGUAUGUGAACAUCUAAAGGCCUUUGAUGAUGAAAUCAAUGCUUUUUUGGACAAUAUGUUUGGACCUCGAGAUGCUCGAGUCAGAGGGUGGUUCAUGUUGGACUCUUACCUUCCUACCUUUUUUCUUACUGUCAUAUAUUUGCUUUCAAUAUGGCUGGGUAACAAAUACAUGAAGAACAGACCUGCGCUUUCUCUCAGGAGUAUCCUCACCUUAUAUAAUCUCGCAAUCACACUUCUCUCCGCGUAUAUGCUGGCAGAGCUCAUUCUCUCCAGUUGGGAAGGAGGAUACAACUUACAGUGUCAAGAUCUUGCCAGUGCAGGGGAAGCUGAUGUCCGGGUAGCCAAGGUGUUAUGGUGGUACUACUUCUCCAAAUCAGUAGAGUUCCUCGACACGAUUUUCUUUGUUCUGCGGAAAAAAACGAGUCAGAUUACUUUUCUUCAUGUCUAUCAUCAUGCCUCUAUGUUUAACAUCUGGUGGUGUGUUCUGAACUGGAUACCCUGUGGACAAAGUUUCUUUGGACCAACACUGAACAGUUUUAUCCACAUUCUUAUGUACUCCUACUAUGGACUUUCUGUGUUUCCAUCUAUGCACAAGUAUCUUUGGUGGAAGAAAUAUCUCACACAGGCUCAACUGGUGCAGUUCGUGCUCACCAUCACGCACACCAUGAGUGCUGUCGUGAAACCGUGCGGCUUCCCCUUCAGUUGUCUCAUCUUCCAGUCGUCUUAUAUGCUGACAUUAGUCAUCCUAUUCUUAAAUUUUUACAUUCAGACAUACCAAAAAAAGCCUAUGAAGAAGAAAGAUACGCGAGAGCCACCUGCAGUGAAAGAAGUGAAGAACGGUUUUUCCAAAGCCUACUUCACUGCAGUCAAUGGAGUGAUGAACAAGAAAGCACAAUAUAUUAAAAUAGAGUAAC
This is a messenger RNA of Lemur catta (Ring-tailed lemur), 1159 nucleotides long. RefSeq names its product ELOVL fatty acid elongase 2 (gene ELOVL2). Gene Ontology annotation, cellular component: endoplasmic reticulum; endoplasmic reticulum membrane. Gene Ontology annotation, biological process: fatty acid elongation, polyunsaturated fatty acid; very long-chain fatty acid biosynthetic process; fatty acid elongation, saturated fatty acid. Lineage: Eukaryota; Metazoa; Chordata; Mammalia; Primates; Lemuridae. Gene Ontology annotation, molecular function: fatty acid elongase activity. The transcript is spliced from 9 exons. The record is from RefSeq and is a predicted model, not a curated record. The coding region runs from base 1 to 1158 and encodes 385 amino acids.